UUCAUUUAAAUGAGUUUAUUAAGGUCUAGUUUCAAGUUGCUUGCUAAAGUAUUUUAAGUUUGGAAUAACACGUGGAAAAUGUUGCAUUCUACAAAGUUUUAACAUUAUAAUAGUCCUACCCCUUUCCAGAUAGCAAUUUUGCUACUAAAUAUGUCGACUUAGAUCCACUGUGGUCUUUUGUAUCCAUGUUAAGUUAAACCAACCCAUCAGAGUUAGGAACCUUUCCAUUGGUUGUUCAAAUCUUUGAAGUUGAAUGCUCUGCUAGUCAACAACUCAGCACACUCAAACUAGGAAGUACAUAUUUGACAACAACUCCACAUGCACAGCUACCAUUCAACGUAACUACAUUACAAGGUUACAAACUAUCAGGCUUUAUCUUCCCUUUUUCCAUCAGAACCAACCAAUACCUUCCCCAACAGUCAUGGAGAUCUCUUGGGAGGAAAGCGUCACCUAUUCUAUCAACACUAUUUACCUUCUAUUUUCUGCUUAUUUAGUAUUUGUUAUGCAGCUUGGCUUUGCCAUGCUCUGUGCCGGUUCAGUCCGGGCCAAGAAUGCUAUGAAUAUUAUGCUCACAAAUGUCGUAGAUGCGGUUGUUGGUAGCAUCUCUUACUACCUCUUUGGCUUUGCCUUUGCAUUUGGUGAUACCUCCAACCCUUUUAUUGGCACAAACUUCUUUGCUCUCAAGGAUAUACCAAACACUUCGUAUGACUAUUCUUUCUUUCUUUAUCAAUGGGCUUUUGCUAUUGCAGUUGCUGGAAUUACUAGCGGGUCAAUAGCUGAGCGAACCCAGUUCAGUGCUUAUCUGGUUUUCUCGUUUUUCCUUACUGGGUUCGUUUAUCCUGUUGUGGUUCAUUGGGUUUGGUCAUCUAGCGGUUGGCUCAGUGCCAGUUCAACCAAUAUGCUGUUUGCUUCUGGUGCUAUUGAUUUUGCAGGAAGCGGGGUAGUGCAUUUGGUAGGUGCUGUUGCAGGGCUUUGGGGAUCUUUCAUAGAAGGUCCAAGAGUGGGCCGGUUCGAUGCAUUUGGCAAGCCUAUGUCAAUGCGUGGGCAUAAUGCAACUCUUGUGGUUCUUGGGACAUUUUUGUUGUGGUUUGGAUGGUUUGGGUUCAAUCCAGGCUCAUUUGAUAAGAUUCUUGUAGCCUAUCCUAGUACAACCGAUCAAGGAAACUGGACGUCGGUUGGCAGGACGGCAGUUACCACCACAUUAGCAGGAUCGACAGCCGGAAUAAUAACGCUGUUCGGCAGGAGGCUACUAGUGGGCCAUUGGGAUGCACUUGACGUCUGCAAUGGAGUGCUAGGGGGGUUCGUUGCAAUCACAUCAGGCUGCUCAGUGGUGGAGCCAUGGGCUGCUAUCGUUUGUGGCUUUUUUGCAGCCUGGGUCUUGAUUGGGUUAAAUAUCCUGGCAUUGAAAUUGAAUUUUGAUGACCCAUUAGAGGCUGUCCAAUUGCAUGGGGGAUGUGGUGCUUGGGGUUUGAUUUUUACUGGAUUGUUCGCCAAAGAGGAGUUUGUGAUUCAAGCCUACAACUCGGGAGAAAGUGGAGUGACACGACCCUACGGUUUGUUCAUGGGUGGGGGCUGGGGCCUGCUUGGAUGCCAAGUGAUCGAGGUUUUGGUGAUUGUGACCUGGGUAAGCCUGACAAUGGGCCCUCUCUUCUAUGCUCUUCAUCAACUAGGAAUCCUGAGAAUAUCUGUCGAGGAGGAAAUUGCAGGACUAGACAUUUCCAGCCAUGGAGGAUACGCCUAUAAUGCUAACCAGGAAGAAAAUCAACCUCGUUUCUAUGCGGAUUAUAUGAGAAUGCAAAAUCAGUCAUAAGCUUGCCAGCC
Messenger RNA from Durio zibethinus, 1821 nucleotides. RefSeq names its product ammonium transporter 1 member 3. Gene Ontology annotation, biological process: ammonium homeostasis; ammonium transmembrane transport. NCBI's taxonomy places the organism in Eukaryota, Viridiplantae, Streptophyta, Magnoliopsida, Malvales, Malvaceae. Gene Ontology annotation, cellular component: plasma membrane. Gene Ontology annotation, molecular function: ammonium channel activity. The record is from RefSeq and is a predicted model, not a curated record.